AAAAUCGAUUUUAAUAGAACAUGAACAAAUAUUGUGUGCAAAGCCAUGAUUUUGCGAGAAUCAGUUACCACAAAAAUGGAUUCAUUCACGAUGCAGAUCGAAACAUUUAUGCGUAAUCAUCUCACACACACGAAACUUUUCAUAGUUGGAUCUGUUUCUUCCACUUCGCGCGCGAAACGAAGAAGAUGAAGAACACGCGAUGCACUGGACGCAAAGUGUCACCCAAAUGGAUACUCAUUUUCAGCACCUUCAGCUUCGCAUUCGGCAUGUUCUUCACCAACAGGGUGUGGGCUCCGCUUGAUUCCGAUGGGAAGGUUAUGCGGCGACGUGAACAGGAAAUCAAAAUUAUUUCCGAUGAUUGCAUAACAAAUAAGGAUUCUGAUAUACUCGGAGCAAUUCAUAAAUCUGAUGAAGCAAUCCGAUCACUUGGAAACUCGCUUUCAAAGCUGCGAAUGGAGCUUCCUAUCGCUGAAAGUUCACCUGAGAAACUUAACCAUGGAAGUUUACAAGCAAACAAAACUGUUUCUGAAAAAGACUCAAGAAGGAAAAAAGCAUUUGUGGUUAUUGGGAUUAAUACUGCGUUUAGUAGCAGAAGAAGACGUGAUUCGGUUAGAGAAACAUGGAUGCCUAGGGGUGAAAAGUUAAUUCAGCUCGAGAAGGAAAAGGGUAUUGUUGUCCGUUUCAUAAUUGGUCAUAGUGCAACAUCUAAAAGCAUUUUGGAUCGAGCCAUAGAUUCUGAGGAAUCACAACAUAAAGACUUUCUGAGGCUUAAACAUGUUGAAGGGUAUCACGAAUUAACAGCCAAAACAAGAACAUUCUUUGCCACUGCAUACGCCAAUUGGGAUGCAAAAUUUUAUGUCAAAGUGGACGACGAUGUUCAUGUCAAUUUGGGCAUGUUAGCUUCAACCCUCCAUAGGCAUCAAACAAAGCCUAGAGUCUAUAUGGGCUGCAUGAAAUCAGGACCUGUUCUUUCUCAAAAGAAUGUCAAGUACCAUGAACCAGAAUAUUGGAAAUUUGGAGAGGAAGGAAAUAGAUAUUUUCGGCAUGCAACUGGACAAAUUUAUGCUAUUUCAAGUGAUCUUGCUGCAUAUAUCUCCACCAAUCAGGAAAUACUGCAUAAGUAUGCAAACGAAGAUGUGUCACUCGGUGCUUGGUUUAUUGGUCUUGAUGUAGAGCACAUUGAUGAUCGGAACAUGUGUUGUGGGACCCCUCCUGAGUGCGAGUGGAAAGCAGAAACGGGCAAUGUGUGCAUUGCUUCAUUCGAUUGGAGUUGCAGUGGUAUUUGCAAAUCGGUAGAAAGAAUGAAACAAGUUCACAAAAAAUGUGGCGAAAAUCGUGCCAUUUUUGGAACAACCAAUUUUGAAGCUUGA
This is a messenger RNA of Lactuca saligna, 1370 nucleotides long. Lineage: Eukaryota; Viridiplantae; Streptophyta; Magnoliopsida; Asterales; Asteraceae. The record is from the annotation of a GenBank genome assembly.